Messenger RNA from Brassica napus (rape), 1305 nucleotides. RefSeq lists its product as uncharacterized. The transcript has 4 exons. The record is from RefSeq and is a predicted model, not a curated record. The coding region runs from base 1 to 1305 and encodes 434 amino acids. Lineage: Eukaryota; Viridiplantae; Streptophyta; Magnoliopsida; Brassicales; Brassicaceae.
AUGGCUGCAUUCUGGGAGAAGAUGGGUGUUGAUCUUGAUAUUGGGCCAAGUAUUGAACAGAUAACAGAAGCAUUUUACAGAUGCGACGAGUGGUCUCGGGAUGAUCGCAAGCGGCUGGGAUACCUUGCCAUCUACGCAGGAUACAUUGAAGGGAAAAAGUUCUCAACCGCUACACCGGCUAGUCUUGCAAGGCUAGUGUGGGCGUACUAUGCUAUGCCAGAAUUGGGUACUAAUUAUGGGUCUCCCGUACCAGACAGACUGUCUCCACUGUUGCUGGCUUACAAGGGUGGCCAAGGACGACGCAGAUGUUUUAAGUCGGCUAUCAACAGACAGAUUAACGUGAACAACUUUGUUCAGAAGGACCUUGAUGAAAUGUUUCCAGAAUGGGACGGAGACGUAGAGAAUCCUGCCGCGGAUAACAUAAUUAAAGUCAUGUUUAAUGAUCCUGGAUGGAAGUGGACCAUGGACUGUUGGCAAGUCACCGGUACUCACAAGGUUGUGAAGAUAGAAGUGAGUCCAGUGAAGACGAAAGUGAGUCCAGUGAAGUCAGAGAGUGUUGUGAAGGAAGAAAGUAGCAGACCUAGGAAGAAAGCUCGUAAAGGGUCUUUUGUUUCUGCUGAGGCACCUGCAGCGGGUAGUGAUGGCUUUGGGAUGAAGAAAGAGCAGAUUGAAAGGGCCUUCAAGGACAUAUCUGAUGCCAUGAGUGAUGGCUUUGGGACGUGCCUUAGGGAGAUCAAGUUGCUGGGGGAUAGGAUGGGAGCUGUGGAGAAGAAGGUGGGAAUCACCAAAAAAGGGAGUUCAUCUGAUGAUCUUCAACUUACAAAACCUAUGCACGAACCCGGGAUUAGUACCAAAACCUCUCCCAAAAUUGCAGAGAAGAGAGUCACUAGGCAAAGUAGUGAAAGUGUGAAUGGGGCGAAAGCAGGACAGAAAGAAGCCAAAGAACCGAGUGUUACUACAGAACCGAGUUCCUCGACAGAGCUCUGUCUUGUGAAACCUGCAGACGACUUACCGAGUGAUGAACCUAGCGUUCUUAUAUUGGACAAACAAGUACCCACUGCUUCAGAUUUACUCUUGGAGGAAGCUAGAAGGCAGACAAAGAAGGAGACUGCUAUGGUGAAUCUCCGUGAAAAAAGUGAGCGAGAAAGGAAACUUGCUCCCACACAGCAAACUCCUUUUAAGGGAAACAGCACUACCAAACAGAUCAUUCCAAACAAAAAGGUUGGCCGAGGCUAUGAUCCUUUUGCACCCUAUGACAAGAAGAAGUCGAAGGAGCUCACUGAAUGGCUGGAAGAAGAUCCGUAA